AUGCCAGAGUUCUGUGAGAUGCUAAUUUUCAUCUAACAAAGAGGAUUUCCUACGUUCCUUUUCUUCGAGCAGCUUUCUGGAUCGUCACCAUCUGCUGAGAUCUGAGUUAGACAGGAGAAUUUGGAGAACUCCAGCAGUUUGUGACUUCAGGUGCAGUCAGCUGAGGAACUCGCCCUUUGAGGAGCUCUGCGUUGCGUGUCAUCUCUCAUAACUGGGCGCCGAAGAAGGACUCCAUGAAAGAUGACAGAGGAGGUCAUCGUCAUAGCCAAGUGGGACUACACGGCCCAGCAGGAUCAGGAGCUGGACAUCAAGAAGAACGAGCGCCUGUGGCUACUGGACGACUCCAAGACGUGGUGGCGGGUUCGCAACGCAGCCAACCGGACAGGCUAUGUGCCGUCCAACUACGUGGAGAGGAAGAACAGCCUGAAGAAGGGCUCCCUGGUGAAGAACAUCAAGGACACUCUCGGCCUCGGAAGGACCCGCCGGAAGACGAGCGCACGCGAUGCAUCCCCCACGCCCAGCACGGACGCGGAGUUCCCCGCCAACGGGGGCGGCGCCGACCGCAUCUACGACCUCAGCAUCCCCGCCGUGGUCAAGUUCGCGUAUGCAGCGGAGCGCGAGGACGAGCUGUCGCUGGUGAAGGGCUCGCGCGUCACCGUCAUGGAGAAGUGCAGCGACGGCUGGUGGCGGGGCAGCUACAACGGCCAGGUGGGCUGGUUCCCGUCCAACUACGUGCUGGAGGAGCUGGACGAGGCAGCCGGCGACGCGCCCGGGGGCUCGAGCCUGCGGCCCGGCGCCAUGCUCAGCAAUGGGCAGGGCGCGCGGGCGCUGCAGGUGGUGCAGACGCUGUACCCUUUCAGCUCGGUCACCGAGGAGGAGCUCAACUUCGACAAGGGCGAGACCAUGGAGGUGAUCGAGAAGCCCGAGAACGACCCCGAGUGGUGGCGCUGCCGCAACGCGCGUGGCCAGGUCGGCCUGGUACCCAAGAACUACGUGGUGGUGCUCAGCGAGGGCCCGGCCCCGCACGCUGGCUCCGGACCCGCGGGGCCUGCUCGUGCUGGCCGGUUCGCAGGCCGCGAGUGGUACUACGGGAACGUGACUCGCCACCAGGCCGAGUGCGCACUCAACGCGCGGGGCGUUCAGGGCGACUUCCUUGUGCGGGACAGCGAGUCCUCGCCCAGUGACUUCUCCGUGUCUCUCAAAGCAUCAGGGAAGAACAAGCAUUUCAAGGUUCAGCUGGUGGACAACGUCUACUGCAUUGGGCAGCGGCGCUUCCACACCAUGGACGAGCUGGUGGAGCACUACAAGAAGGCCCCCAUCUUCACCAGCGAGCACGGGGAGAAGCUCUACCUCGUCCGGGCGCUGCAGUGAUGCCCCGGGAAGGCACCCUGGCCGGGCUCUUUUGCAGGCCCCGUUCUCUCCACCUGGUCCCCUCUUUGUCCAGGUCGGUUAUUUGCCACCUGCCCCACUCUUUGCCAUCCCGGGCCCUCCCGGCUGGUUUUCGUGAUGGGAGGUGGACAGAGCGAGUCGGUUCACUUUUUUCCUCCUCCAUGGGAGACAGCCUUAGUCCAUUCACACCGCUCGCGCCAGCAGACCCCCCCUUACAGACCUCGGGCGCCGUGUGGAUGCACCAGAGCUGCCCUUAUGUCCAUGAGCCACAGAGCAGGCGGCACCUGCCUGGGGAACCCCAGUCCUGACCCCAGCAGCCCUCCAUCCAUGUCGUUUGUGCUCCCAUGGCUCCCAGGCUCUCCGGGGACAACCCCGGGUGCUCUUAGCAAUACUGGAACCACCGGGCAAGACGGGAGGGAAGAUGCUGUCCAGUGCCUUUGGGGCUGCGCUUGCAAUAAAGAGAAGAGGUCCUGGAAUGCCGGUUUACAGGAGAGGGGCCGGAGACUGGGGGAGACGGUGGUUUCAGAAAUUUCCCCCCGACGUGCCAUCAGCAGAGUGCUCUUUCCUCUUGCCCUUCGGCUCGUUUCAAUCUCACAGUGAUGUAUUUAAUUCUCAAAGUCAUAUGUACCGGUAGCCAUUUGUUGACACUAAUGCAGAUGAUUAAGGAAAACAGGUGAUCUUUGGGGAGGGAAGCGACCCACACUUCACACACACACACACACAAAAUAUAUAUAUAUAUAUAUAUAUAGUAUUUGCUUUACAGGGAAAUUUUUCAGGGUUUACAAAAGGAUAUGUGAUUGGUAGUAAGAGACACAGAAUGUUUAUGAAGAAAUUGCAUUUUCUUUUCUCUUUACAUCCAAACUCCUUUAUAGUUCCAAUAUACAGUCUUGAGAUGGCACAUUCCUACAGUUGAGGAAGGGGUCUUGAGACCUCCUAAACUGCAUACUCAAUUUUUUGGAUAUUGUAAUAAAAAAGUAUUAUGACGAGA
This is a messenger RNA of Odocoileus virginianus texanus, 2377 nucleotides long. Lineage: Eukaryota; Metazoa; Chordata; Mammalia; Artiodactyla; Cervidae. The record is from RefSeq and is a predicted model, not a curated record.